AUGCCGAUCACAGGCGUCUAUUUCAUCCCGUCAGCACCAAAUGCCCAGCCAGCAUUGGCUGCCAUCACCGAGCGCCUUCGCACUGCAUUUGCAGACGAGGACCUCAUCCCCCUCGGGUACUGGAAACUCGACCAUAAAUUAAUGCGCGACACUCCAGGCCUCCUCCCGGCCUCCGCAAAUCCCUCACAGAAGCCCUCCAAACCGCGGUACAUGCAAUUUCUCUCGCUCACCCACUACCCAACUCAUGGUUUCGUCUACACCUCCGAGACUGCUGAAAAGCAAUUCCACCCGCCCAAUGUAGCCUCAGCCUCGCCCACGCCCUCCGCUCCAGGCCCAGGUGCAACCAGCCCAUCCGGCGCGACGCCCGGCGCUGCCGCAACGCCCAUGCAGCCCGGCGCGGGCGCGGCGACAGAUUUGCCAAUGAUCAUGGCGACAGUGGCGCCGGCAGCGUAUUCAACUCUCUUCCAGCACUUCACGUAUGCGUGCCAGCCAUUCUGGUGCCAUCGGCUGACGGUCAGCGUGCCGAACGGGAUGGCCUAUGAUGUGGGCGACUUCCGCGUGCGCGUGGGCGACGUGCGACAGACGUUCCCGACGGUGCGGGUUCGGGGCACGGUCGUGGAGAUCGAGUGGCGCGGGCCAUCAGUCGUGGACGCGGUUGCGGCAUCAACGCGGGAGUCACGCGCGGGCAAGACCGGUUCUGGGGAGGACGCAGACUCGGGAAUUGAUGUGUCGGUGUUGGCGGUUGAAGAGGGCGACGUGGAGGCGGAGUAUGCGGCGACGGCGGUGUUGAUCCGUGAGUUGUGGGCCCGGAUUGGGGUCGAGGGUGCGCGCGAGGCAAUUCUGGUCCCCGGAGUUGGGAAGGAGAUCAAGGAACAAAUGGUCCGGUAUCGUACUGGAAAAGAGGAGACGCACAAGCAGCCUGAGUUUGUGGCGAGUUGGAGCGCGGCGCCGCAGGAGAUGGAUCCGAAUCCGCUGGCUGGAACGGAUCUUGCAAGGCAGUAUAUGGAGGUGCUGCGAUUCAAUCGAUAG
Molecule: messenger RNA, 1029 nt
Organism: Penicillium macrosclerotiorum
Lineage: Eukaryota; Fungi; Ascomycota; Eurotiomycetes; Eurotiales; Aspergillaceae
Exons: 2
Coding region: 1-1029 (342 amino acids)
Biological process (GO): regulation of transcription by RNA polymerase II
Cellular component (GO): mediator complex
Molecular function (GO): transcription coregulator activity
Source: RefSeq, a predicted model, not a curated record